UCCCAGGCCGCCUGAUUGCUCACUCACUCUUAGCGAGAGCCGCGCGAGCGAGUACACGGCGACGCUCGCGGAACAACCGUAACGAGUCUCUCGCGACGAUGCCCAGCCGGACGUUAGCCUCCGCGCUGCUCUUGGAUAUCUCGGCUGCUGCCCGUAGCUCGGCCGCGCGACCUGACCGCAACCACUGCGACAACUGAACCACCGCCCGGACUCGGUCUCCACCAAAGUGCUUGACACCUCUCAGUGCUCCCAAAGUCCUAAGCCGCGUCCUGUUCGACCACGGCAGUGCUUCCGAGGCCGGGCUCGAUCGGUCUCUUUGCCUAUCGAGUCAGUCGCUCCGACUCAUUAUAAAAAAAAAAAAAAAAAAGAAAAAGAAAAAAAAAGAAUCUCGAGUCAUUGUGUAUGCACAUUGUACCGACUGGCCCGCGGCAACUCGAUCCGGUGCCACGGAUGAGGUGACUAAGUGAUUUCCAGGCAGCUCCUCUCGCAGCCCGCUCGCAAGCCCGGCGAAGCAUCCACGAGGAGGCCCGAUCUCGCCCACGGACCACGGCCCUCCUCCCACGAGGUCGUCGGCUUCGGUCCGGCUCGUGGAAUGACAGAGAAGGCGGCCACGGCACGUCGCCCCAAGGAGCAAAGCCUCAGUGGCUGAUCGCGGCCGGUCCCACCAGACCGGCGCCUGUGUGAUGAACCAAUACCUCAGCCCAAGCAGCCUCUCCCCAGCGAGCAGCUCAAUAGCAGCACCAGCCCCAAGCCACUACCCCCCAGCCAUGCGCGAGAAGGACUCGAGCCCCCGCAAGAUGCCCGGACACAUAAGCCCCAAGCAGGCGAGCAUCUACCCCCUGGGGCCGCGGACCGGUGCCGCGGAGCCGGAACCCGAGCUGCCCUACGAUCUGAGCCACGGCCACGCCCGAGCCAGCCCCUGUCACGGGCCCCGCGACCUCCAACCCCAGCUCUCGCAGCUCUCGCAGCUGGGCCAGCAGGCCCAGUCGCGGACGAGCCCGACCUCGCGGUCCCACCAGAGCCGCGGCCGCGGCGUCCUCGAGCCGGCUGAGGCCUGCGAGCCCCUCGAUCUGCGCCUCGAGCACAAGAAGGAGAGCCUGCGCGAUGAGAACCAGAACGAAAUCGAGGCUCUCAACCAGAACAGCCUUGAACGCGCCUACCACACGGUCCUCUUCCCCCAGCAUCACGCGGUCCACCCCCUCGUGCUCGAGGCCAUGUACCGCUCGCAGCAGCACGCGCCGGAGCUCCCGGGGCUGCAGGCUCGGGCGCUCCCGACGAUGGUCGCUCUGCCGGGUGGCCGUUUCGCCGGGCCCGGCUCCACACCGGGGCCCCAACUGGCCCAGUGCCCGCGAUCGACGAGUCCCGCGAGCUCGGCGCCGGCGCCGAUCGCCGCGGAGCUCGGACCGAGCCAAGCGCCGAGACCGCCUACACAGCAGGCCCCCGGUAUCCCGGGGUACGCCCUACCCGCGGGCCCUGGCGCCGGCCUCAAGCCCAAGGACCGCUACUCCUGCAAGUUCUGCGGCAAAGUGUUCCCGCGCUCGGCCAACCUCACGCGCCACCUGCGCACCCACACCGGCGAGCAGCCCUACAAGUGCAAGUACUGCGAGCGCAGCUUCAGCAUCUCGAGUAACCUGCAGCGCCACGUGCGCAACAUCCACAACAAGGAGAAGCCCUUCAAGUGUCCGCUGUGCGAGCGCUGCUUCGGCCAGCAGACGAACCUCGACAGGCACCUGAAGAAGCACGACGCCGACGGGCCGACGAUACUCGAGGAGGUGCGCUCGAGGUACCACGGGCAGCUGCCGCGCGCCGAGGAGUCCUACUUCGAGGAGAUCCGCACGUUCAUGGGGAAGAUAACGUCGCGGGGCCAGGGCCUGGCUUACUUCCCGGGGCUUCUGGGGACCGCGGCCGAGGACCGUGCCGCAUGGAGCGAGAAGCAGCAGCUGCGGCUGGAGGAGAGGCGGCAGCAGCAGCAGGCGGUGCCCGGUCAGGGCGACUCAUCCUACUUCAGCGAUCGGGACAAUCUGAGCUCGAGGUCGAGCAGCAGCGCGAGCCGAGCCGAGAGCCUCCAUGAGGAGCAGCAGAGGGACGCAGGCUCGCCGCCCCUAUCACCGGGUAACAAUACCUGAGACGCCGACGAGCCGAGCUCGCUCGAUGACCGAGCCCGCCUCUAGCUCUCCUCGGAGAUCGGCAUCCCCUUGUCACGGAGGUCGCUCGUGGCGAGAGCGCUACGUCC
Ceratosolen solmsi marchali is the source of this 2233-nucleotide messenger RNA. RefSeq names its product MDS1 and EVI1 complex locus protein EVI1. Gene Ontology annotation, biological process: regulation of gene expression. The transcript is spliced from 2 exons. Gene Ontology annotation, cellular component: nucleus. NCBI's taxonomy places the organism in Eukaryota, Metazoa, Arthropoda, Insecta, Hymenoptera, Agaonidae. The record is from RefSeq and is a predicted model, not a curated record. The coding region runs from base 684 to 2126 and encodes 480 amino acids.